Linum trigynum is the source of this 6917-nucleotide messenger RNA. The record is from the annotation of a GenBank genome assembly. Lineage: Eukaryota; Viridiplantae; Streptophyta; Magnoliopsida; Malpighiales; Linaceae.
GACCUCAUCUUUUCAUGUUUUAAAUAUCAUAUAUUAACCUUAUAUCCUACCAACCUUUACCACCAAGUUAUACAGUGGUAAUAUAUGUUUUGAUAUUUUUUGUUCCAAAAUAUGUAAUAGUGGAUGUCAUUUUUUUCCGUUGAAUCAGUUACUCUUUUUAUUAACGGCAAAAAAGAGACCAUUUGCAAAGCACAAAUAGCCAACCAAUACAACGAAAAGGAAAGCUCGCAUUGAGCAGCCCUAAAAAGCAGAAGGAGAAAAAAACUCUACCCCUACCACGCCCCCCACAAGAACUACCAGCAACUACCAAUCCCUUACAUGUGGAAACUAAGCAGCUGCAGACCUUCAAGUAAUAGUUCAUUAUCAUUAUAUAUAAUCCGCAAUUCAGCAGUAACUUCCCGAACUGGAUGUCAUUUUUUAGAGUACAAUUAAUACGAUUUUUCUAUGAAAAAUAAAUUAUGAAUUAAAAAAAAUAAAUAUAAACGGUAAUAGAGAAAUAUGCAUAGUGAAAAACAAUUUGAUGGUAGUUCUCAUGAUCGUACGGUACGAACGAGGCCGUUUACACCUCUAGACUGGAUAUCAUCCGGCAGCCUGAUCAUGCACCCUUGCGUGGGCUGGGCCAUUUAUAGAUUUGGUGAGAGAGGCCCAUGUAAAACAACGGGCUGCAGGGCCCCCAAUAACAAUGAGUUCAUCAGCCUUCCUGGGAUGGCAAUGGGUCGGGUUGGGGCGGGUUUUGUCAAACCCAAACCCAAACCCAUGGGUUUAUCCGCCAAAAAAAUCCGGGGUAAAACCCGCUGGGUUUGAAAAACUCAAACCCAACCCAACCAGUUGGGUAUUCGCGGGUUCAUGGGUACCCGUGGGUUUUUGUGGUAAAAAAUUUACAAUAACAAUUUUCUUUCAAAAUAAAAGUUUAACAUUAAUUUUCUCAUACAAAUUAUUCAUACAAAAAACACCAAUCUAGAGCAUACAAGCAAACCGCAAAUGAUCAAUACAAAUUGUUCAAAAUUAAAGAUAAACAUCUAUAAACAAUAAGAUUAAUUGAAAGCUUCUUACUCGUCAACUAAGUUUCUUCACUCUCCACUUCAUAAUAUCAACUUCAUUCUAAACAAUUAGAAACAACAAAUUAUAUAUGUCUCCACAAACAUAAAGAAUAUUAAUUGUUUAAGGAAGAUAUAUUAUUUAGAGUAUUAAAUAUACCGGGAAAGUAAUUAUAUGUGUGGGCGGGUACCCAUGGAGCGGGUUGAACUAAACCCAAAUCCAACCCGACCCGGUAAAUAGCGUAGCGGGUUUAAACCCAAACCCGGCCCAAAACCCGUCAACACGGAUUUUUACCCACGUUGAUCGAAUUGGGUCGGGUGGGUACCCGUGGGUUCGGAUUUUAUUGCCAUCCCUUUCCAUCUUCUUCUUCUUCCUUUUUUAUUUUUAUUGGUUUCUUUCUUUUUUAUCGAGAGAUGUUUAAUUUGACUCAUAAAUAAAAGACUUCAGCUUGAAGUGAAAUCCUUCUGUUUAUCUCGCCUCUAAGAUUCACCAAAAGCAACCUAAAACAAUGGAGGUGAAUAAUUUCACAAGUUUGUCCAACGGGAAGCCUUUCUUUCAACUCCAUAUAUAGCCGCCCACACCAAAAACAAAGUCCAACUUCACCUACAGCCAGGAACCAAAUUCUCUGCACAUUUCUUUCUUCUUCUUCCUCCAAAGGGCACUCUUUCUUUGCAUAUUGUGUGUAUAACAAAUAUGGAAUGCAAGCCAACAUUCCUCCAUGGCAUCAUUGAAGUCACCAUCUUCGAUGCUACACCUUACAUCCCUCCAUUUGUCCUCAAUUGCUUACCAACACAUGGGAGCCCAACUUAUGUGACAGUGAAAAUAGACGACAACAAGGUGGCUAAAACCAGCCACGAAAGGGACCGAGUUUGGAACCAAACCUUCCAAAUCCUAUGUGCCCAUCCCUUGGAUUCAACGAUCACCAUCACCAUGAAGACCAAGUGCUCCAUCCUCGGCAAAAUCCACCUCGAAGCACGUAAGAUCGCUACGGAGACCAGCUUCAUCAAUGGCUUCUUCUCGCUCUCCAACGCGGAGAGCGAGAAGAAGAGGAAGCCAGCCGAGAGUGAUUCGGAGCUGAAGCUCAGGUUUAUGUUGUGGUUCAAACCGGCUCAGCUCGAGCCGGCUUGGAGCCAGAUAGUCGGUAGUGGUGGCAAUGGAGGGUUUCAAGGGCUUAGGAAUGCAUCUUUCCCUCUGAGAUCAGAUUGUGGGAUGAGGCUUUAUCAGGAUGCUCAUCAUUGUGGCGGUUUUCAGCCUCCGCCUGAGCUUUGUGGGUCGCCAAGGAAUUUGUGGGAGGAUGUCUAUAAGGCCAUUGAUGAUGCCAAGUAUUUUGUCUACAUUGCUGGUUGGUCCUUCAACCCUAACAUGGUGCUUGUUAGGGACCCUGAAACAGUGUUACCACACGCAAGAGGAGUAAAGCUAGGCGAAUUACUAAAAGCAAAAGCAGAGCAAGGAGUAGCCGUGAGAGUCUUAAUAUGGGACGACGAAACUUGCUUUCCUUUGAUUAAAAACAAGGGCUUAAUGGGAACACACGACCAAGACGCCUUGGCCUACUUCAAACACACAAAAGUCAUAUGCAAGCUCUGCCCUAGGCUCCACCACAAGUUCCCAACUUUCUUCACACACCACCAGAAGACCCUCACCCUCGACUCCCCGAUGGCAGGUACAAUCGGGGAUCGAGAGGUUGUCUCCUUUGUCGGAGGCCUGGACCUCUGCGACGGAAGGUUUGAUACGGAGCAACAUUCGUUGUUUCGUACCCUGAACAAGGAGUCGCAUUGCCAGGACUUCUACCAGACUAGUAUAAAUGGGGCUAGUAUGGUAAAGGGAGGCCCUAGAGAGCCCUGGCAUGAUGUCCAUGCUUGUGUUUUGGGAGAGGCUGCUUGGGAUGUGUUGAGGAACUUUGAGGAGAGAUGGGGGAAGCAAUGUGAUCCUUCUUUGUUGAUUCCCACUUCAUCCUUGGCACAUCUUAGAGCUCCACCAACUAAUGUGAAUGGCACAUUAGAUUCAUCAAACCCUAUGAGGAACUGGAAGGUCCAAGUGUUCAGGUCAAUCGACCACGUGUCAACAUCCCAACUGCCUCGUAACCUAAGAAUCGAGCGGAGCAUCCACGAGGCCUACGUGGAGGCAAUAAGGCGCGCCGAAAGGUUCAUCUACAUUGAGAAUCAGUACUUCAUAGGAGGGUGCCACAUGUGGGCACAUGAUCGAGGUUGCGGGUGCAAGAACUUGAUACCGGUCGAGAUCGCAUUGAAGGUGUCUCAGAAGAUCAGGGAGAGACAGAGGUUUUCGGUUUACAUUGUGAUUCCGAUGUGGCCGGAGGGCUGUCCCGAGGGCGAAACUGUCCACGACAUUUUGCAUUGGACUAGGAUGACAAUGAGCAUGAUGUACAGGAUGAUUGGGGAAGUUUUGCAAGAAUGUGGGGAGCAAGGGCAUCCUAGGGACUACUUGAACUUCUUUUGUCUUGCUAAUAGGGAAGCGGAGAGUGGAAAAGAGUUUGUUCCUCCUUACUCACCUCGUCCUUCGACACAGUAUUGGUUUGCUCAGAAGCAUAGGAGGUUCAUGGUUUAUGUCCACUCCAAGCUCAUGAUAGUGGACGACGCCUACCUAUUGAUAGGUUCAGCAAAUGUCAACCAAAGGUCGAUGGACGGGAGGCGAGACACAGAGAUCACCAUAGGAUGCUACCAGCCUCAACCUCGAGUGAUCGACCCUACUCCUAAAGACGUUCAAAAUUAUAGAAUGUCAUUAUGGUACGAGCACACCGGAGGGAUGGCAGAUGGAGACUUCUUGAACCCUGAGAGCCUCGAAUGUGUGAGGAAGGUUUGCUCCAUAGGAGACCAAAUGUGGGAGAUUUAUAGUGGCGAUGAGGUUGUGGACAUGGGAGGUGUUCAUUUGGUGAGUUACCCUGUCAAUGUGACCAAAGAAGGUGGUUUGGAGGACCUAAUUGAUGAGGGAGAGAACUUUUUCCCUGAUACAAAGACUCCCGUGGGAGGAAGGAGGUCUAAGAUGUUGCCCCCUAUUUCCACCACCUAAGUUGCCGUGAGUGGUAUUCACUCAAAGGAUUGAGACUCGUGUUGGAUGUGUAAAUUUGUGUGUAUAAAUUGGUUUACUUCCAUGCAUGUCCUAAUAACUUUUAGCAGUGUAGAUUAACAUUUAACCGAAAGAAUAUAAAAGACGGAUUUCAAAUAAGUUGAGGUUGAGUUCUACUCAAUUUGGGUUCAACCAGUUUUAAAUGAUCAAGUUCAAGUUUGAUUUGUUUACUAAAAUUUUGGGUCGUGUUUAACUCGAGGUAGACUCGAGGUUGCGUAAUUAAUAAGCACACGAGUUUGCCUCGACCUCAACUCAUUUAUCAUUCUAAAAUAUAAUGCAAUUAAACUAAAAGUAAGAUGUUAUAUAAUUUAAGUAUCCUAAUAUUUAUAUGCGAUGAUGGAUUAAUCAUAAUAUUUUUUAUCAUUAGUUGAUACUAUGUUUAUAUAAUCUCUUGGUGUCAUAUUAUAUAAUUCAUAAGUAAUGAGACAUUUGCUCAUAUAUUCAAAGUAUUAGACAUCAUAUAUAGUGAGAUAUAAAAUCUAACAAAUCUAUGAAUAAUUAGCAAGCCAACAUAAGAUAUCAAUCUAUUCGAGUUGACUCGUUAGCCACAUUAUCGAGCGGACUCAUGAGCUCAAAAUGAACCAACUCACAAGUUUAGCUCAACAAGCCACCAAGUUAAGCCGGUACGCGAGCCUCACGAUAUUAAUAAGGUGUAGCUUAAACUUGACUCAUUAGUAAAUGAGCCAUAUUUCGAACGAGUUUUAUCAAACCAAAGGUCAAGUCACAUGGUGAACAUAUCAUGUCGUUUGCAAACCUAGAAAUAGCUAGACACUAAAGUUAAUUGAAUUGAUGGCACGAGUUUGAUGUAGUUAUAAUUCUGAGGAUUGUAUUCCAGAGGGUCUUUUGAUGGUAACUACUCAAACUAACAACCUAUGUUCAAAGGAAUGCAAAGGAAAAUUAAAUAUGAUGGGUUGAGGAUCCCUAGUAGAUGUUUGACUUCUAUAUACUACCUAGAGUCCUAGACUAGACUCGAAAUUAUGAAGCAAGGAAAGCAUGAUAAAAGACAUUGUUUAGGUUGUGUCAUCUAGACAAUCAUGCAUACAUUUUCAAUAAUAAGAUGCACCUAUGCAUCGAUCUAUUGUGAUAUCCUAUCCCUUCCAUUAAAGUCAUCCUAUUCGAGUUUUCACCACAUGCAAUAGGAAUUAGAACUAGCUAAUGCAUGCUUUUGCUUCAUGCCACUAGACUAAUCGACCAAGCAAGGAAGUAAGGAUAGCUAAUUGCUAUUUAGGGCCUCUACGAGCCAUAACAAUGGUCUAUGGCAUUUGAUUAUUUAAGUAUCAAAUAUCUAUCUCAAUCAUGCAUAAGGGGGUGUAUUGUUCCUUCAUAGACACCGAAAAUAGAUUGUUACCACAUCAGUCGGGUUUAUCGUGCAACAUAUGGUGAUAAUAUAAACAAAGACCAUAGUAGCAUACAAUAGAUGAUUAAAGCAUUAUAUAAGUAAAACACAAGAUGAUACAAGCAUUGAAUGAAAGAGGCAUCUAAGAUGCAUAAAACAUCAAAGAAUUGAAAUCCCUAAACAAUGAUGAAUCAGGACACCAUAAGAGACAAGGUACACAUCACCAUAGAUGAUAAAGGCAUCCUGUUCAAAUUCUAGCAGAACUUUGCCUCCUCCUAUAGAUUGAUAACUUGUGCCCUCUAGGGCAAAGUGGGAGUGUAAAAGUUUUCUAGAGCUAGAGUUUAAGCUCCUAUUUAUAGUACAACAAGGAAGGGGAUUUUAUAGGAUUUUCAUGAAGUCGGCCAAAAGCAUCAUUGGACGAGUGGGACUCGGAUUUCUCUACUUGGGGCCGAAGUAAGCAUCCUCUAGAAGCUUCCUUGGGCUUGGGCCUAGCAGCAGUGAUUUGGUGGUCUGGGUCGUCGUGGAUUUUCUUUGUGGGCUAGGUUGCUUGUGGGACAAGUAACUUCUCCUCCAAAAUUCGGUGAGACUUCAUGGGCUAUGACCCGCUUUGACCUUCGUCAAUGGUAAGUCUGUUGCACUACCGAGUCUGCUUCUAUGGGCCAUAAAGUGAGAAUCUGAUGUCAACCCAUCUAUGUUUGAGCCCAUGAGUUUGUAAUAUCGUCCUCCUUCUAGUCUAUUGAUGAUCCAUAUUCAUCUUGAGUGUAUUCUAUUCUUGAAAAGCAGAAAAUAACACCAAAAGGGGUAAAACAGUACACAAACACACUUAAUGUCUAUCUUCGACACAUUGAUCAAAUGGUUAAGAUAUUUAUAUGAAUCGGGGAAAAAAAUAUUAAACAUGCAUUGAUGGAAGGGAAAAUAUAUCAUAUAUGAUAGUGAUAAACACUAUAAAUUGAAUGUCAUCAGAAGCCAUGAAUUAUGAUGAUUUCUACUUAUCUAGCUUGAGGUCUAGGGUAGGGUCUAGUUAUGCAAUUGUGUAUAACUACAUUUGACCACUUUAUUUUUAGUAGGAUUGUUGUUUGAAUUUAUAUCUACGUACUUUUUAAUGAUUUAUAUCUUUUUUGUUUUACGUCGUAUUUUGAUUUUUUUUUUACAGAUGGAACAAGUUCAUUGUGGCGUAUACAUUUCGAGUGAGAAUUUGUGUACGAUACCAGUUUUUAACACCCUAGUACCACCUUAUUUUUAACUCAAAUUUUAAAAAUAUUUACACAGAAGGAACACGUUGAUGGUGAUUUACAAAUUUGUGAAAAAUCAUUUCACAACCAAAUAUAUCACCCUAGUAUAGUGUGGUAACUAAUGGUAAACGAUGGUGAAUGUGGUAGAUGGUAGUUAGUAUAUUCCUAUAUAAUAUGUACAGUCAUUCUACACUAUAUUUUAUAAGCAAGAAUAUAGUGUAAAAUCGUUA